CCAUCAUUUCUUAAACGCAAAAGUCCUGAGAGUAAAACAAUGAGCAAGCUUAGCAUAUUGGUGUUGGUUUUGGUGGUGUUAGCCAUUGGUGGAGCUACGGCCGAGCAAUGCGGAAGCCAAGCGGGCGGCGUCAAAUGCCCGAACGGGCUGUGCUGCAGCAAAUUCGGGUGGUGUGGCAACACCUUCGAUUACUGCUCGCCCCAAGCUGGGUGCCAGAGCAAUUGUUGGGGUGGCCCAACACCUGGACCAAGCCCACCUAGCGGCAGUGAAACUGUUGUACGAGCCACAUACCAUUUCUACAAUCCAGCAGAGAACAACUGGGACUUGAGGGCUGUUAGUGCUUUUUGCUCUACUUGGGAUGCCGAUAAGCCUUUCUCAUGGCGCAGCAAAUAUGGUUGGACUGCCUUCUGUGGACCAUCCGGACCUAGGGGCCGUGACUCUUGUGGAAAGUGUUUGAGGCUUAGGAAUACAAGAACUGGGGCAACCAUAACAGCAAGGAUUGUGGAUCAGUGCAGCAAUGGGGGCCUAGAUUUGGACUUUAACACUAUAUUUAAGCCAUUAGACACUGAUGGAUUUGGAUUUCAACAGGGUUCUCUCCAAGUGGGCUACACAUUUGUCGACUGUGGUAAUGAGCUUAGUGAUGAUGAGCACCAUCACCCUCUGAGCUCCAUUAUUGAGGAGAAAACUCAAGGGUUUUAAUAAGAAUAUACACCCAACAGACUCUGCUUAUAUAUAAAGCUGAUAAGGCUUAGUUAAGCUUAAGAUUAAGAGUUUAAAUAAAGUUUUGGGAACUUUGUGUAUCACACCAUGCACAUGUGAUCUGAAAUGUUCUUCUUGAGAACAUAAAUUUGUACCAUGUUGUAGUAUGCUUCUGUUUUUAUCCAGUAAUUACAGGGGAUUAUUAUCAUGGCUCAAUUUGUGGUUAUUAUAUGGUAUUAAUUAAUGUCCAGUUUAGUCAUA
Humulus lupulus (European hop) is the source of this 960-nucleotide messenger RNA. RefSeq names its product barwin-like. The record is from RefSeq and is a predicted model, not a curated record. The transcript is spliced from 2 exons. Gene Ontology annotation, molecular function: RNA nuclease activity; chitin binding. NCBI's taxonomy places the organism in Eukaryota, Viridiplantae, Streptophyta, Magnoliopsida, Rosales, Cannabaceae. Bases 40 to 699 code for a protein of 219 amino acids. Gene Ontology annotation, biological process: defense response to fungus; defense response to bacterium.